AUGUCCGACAAUGGGGUAGGGACAGAGGAAGACCCGCUGCUUGUACCCGAAGACGAAGUAUUUAAAGGAGCAAGAUCCCUAACGAGGACUCCUCCAGGACUAAAAAAGAUUGCGACUGAAUGCGACCCGGAAAAGUUCUACUCCCCAGUAGGAAAAAUAAGUAUUAGCAGCGGUAGUAGCGGUACCAGGUCUGGGUACAGCUCAGCUACUCCCACACCGGAAUGGGAAGGUGAAGCCUUCCAAGGUCCCCUAUACAAAUUAACAUACGGCAACAGUAGCGACAGCGACGGUCUUAACGACACGAUUACAGCGAGAAAACAUAGAUCCACAAAAAGACCCAGGAAAGAAGGAUCAUCGUCAGAAGAAGACGUUAAGGGAACAGAGGAAGGCAGGGAUAGAUCGAAUUCACUGCCUAUAAGUAUCACGCAACCGACAGGAAACAAGAAAAAGGGAAAACUGGAGGAGAAUAAAAAACCAGAUUCAUAUGAUGUACAUGUAAAUACAAUAAAGCAGUUACAAGAAAAAGUAGAAGAACUCCAAAGGCUGGUGACAGAGAACCCCAAUACUAAGAAGGAGAUAAAACACAUAUGUAAACAGCUGUUCAGGAUAUCGAAAUCAGCUAAUGAUCAGGUCAAAAAUAUUAAACCCGAGAAAGAGGUUGUUACCUUUGAUAUGGGGACGCAAACAAAUGUGACAGAAAGUCAGACAAGAGAUAUGGCGACCCAGGCAAGCGAAAAUAGGAUGGUCACGAAAGAGGACGUGGACCGGGAAGGUGCUGAGGGGACAUGGGAUAGCACCAAAAUGCUGUGUGAGGAGGAGUGGGCUAAAGAGGCAUAUCUCACGAAAAUUAUAGGAGGAAAUCCAGCCUCACUUCCAGGUGACGCGGAUGUGGUGGUACUGUUUGACCCAGAAGAGGGCACAGGUGACAUGAACAUAGCCGGACAACAAAUUAUAAAGGAGGUGAUAGAACUGAGGAAAAUCAAAAAAGGAGGGGUAGCGAAACUACAAAAUAAAAGGGAACUAAUAAUGGACGGACAAGUUAUGACAAAAACCGAGGGAAGGGCAGUCUUUCUUGCAGGGAUAAGUGAUCAGGAGGAGAGCAACUACGCACUCCUAAAAAUAGUCAAAGAAAAAAUAGAAGGAGGGGAGGGCCGGGCCCCAAAGAUUAAAAUCAUAGCGGAGCCAAAAAUAGUCAACGUAAAGUUACGAAAAAUGGUAGAGUGUACGCUCAGAGGAGUGGCAGAAGAGAUAUCUCUGUAUGACAUGGAAACCCAGCUGAUGGAAGAGGGAGAGGAAUGGGCGGCCAUAACAAAAAAGAGAAAGCAAAAGGCACCGGCAAUCAUGAUAAGGCAAAAGGACAAGUCGUAUGAAGAUAUACUUAGGGACCUCAAAUCAAAAAUUUCAAGGGAAAGAGUACCGGAGGGUAUUAAAAUGAUUAGAAAGACAAGAGCGGGAGACCUAAUUGUCGAGAUGGAUGAUGAAGAGGGCAUAAAAUCUCUAAGAGAGGAGAUUAAUAAAAAUAUCAGUGAAGCGACCGUAAAGAUCCUAAAAAGGAACAAGGUCGUGAUUAAUAUCUACGACGUGGAUGCAGUAACGUCUGCCGAAGAGAUUGCUAGAGCGGUGGGGGCCUACACGGGAGCAGAAGCCGUUGAAGUUAGGUCACUAAGGCCCAUGGAGGGCGGUAGACAGGCGGCCACGGUGGAAUUAGAUGAGGAGGAGGCAAAUAAGUUAUUUAAAGAAAAAGAAGUAAGAAUAGGGUGGACGCGGUGCAGAGUCAAGGAAAGGGUGGAUGUUGGUAGGUGCUAUAGAUGUGGGAGUAUCAACCACAUAGCUAGGGAUUGUAAGGAACCCCCGAUGGGGGAAAAGUGUAGGAAAUGUGGGGAUGAAGGACAUAAGGCCGCCGACUGUAAGGAGGAAAAACUAUAUUGUUGGACAUGCAAAACUGAUGGACAUAGAAAUGCCAGUUUCAAGUGCCCUGUUUUUAGAAAUGCCGUGAAAAAAGGCGAAAGAAAAAAGUGA
Messenger RNA from Psylliodes chrysocephalus, 2019 nucleotides. The record is from the annotation of a GenBank genome assembly. Lineage: Eukaryota; Metazoa; Arthropoda; Insecta; Coleoptera; Chrysomelidae.